CACCAAAGCAGAGAAGGAGAUACGAUUGUUUUUCUCUUCCCUUCUGUGGUUGCAAUGAGUUUCAUCUCUAUCUUUAUCUUUCUGCUUUCUACAUUUACUCUUUCUGUAUUCCCAGCCAUUGAAGGACAAACGACGAGCUCUGGAACUUACAAUGUGGACAACUAUGGUGCCAAAGGAGAUGGCCAAAGCGAUGACAGCCAGGCAAUUUUGAGAGCUUGGAAUGCAGCUUGUCGGUCAGCUGGGAGUCCAACUCUUGUGAUUUCCAGUAGGAAAUACUUGGUGGGGCCUCUUCAGUUUGAGGGACCAUGCAGUAAUACAGGUGUUUUUACAGUUCGAGUUGAUGGAGCAAUCCUGGCAUCAACAAAUCUUAGUUUAUACGAGGGCGAUGAGUGGAUACUUUUUUCUCACAUCAGCAACCUCAAGUUAACUGGAAGUGGAACCUUUGAUGGGCAAGGAGAAGCAGCUUGGCCACUGGAUCAAUGCCCUUUCAGCUCACAGUGCAAAGUACUACCAGUGUCCCUCAAAUUUGCCUACCUGAACAACACUGAAGUUGAGGGAAUAACAUCACUGAACCCCAAGUUCUUUCACAUAGCUCUAUUGAACAACAACAACUUCAAAGUCCACAAUAUUAAGGCUACUGCACCGAAGGACAGCCCCAACACAGAUGGCAUCCACCUUGAGGGCUGCACUGGUGUGAAGAUCUUGGACAGCAGCUUUGCAACUGGGGAUGACUGCGUUUCUGUUGGACAAGGCAAUACCGAUGUGUAUAUCAGCAACAUCAAUUGUGGCCCUGGACAUGGAAUCAGCGUGGGAAGCUUGGGCAGGUAUGCAUACGAGAAGGAUGUUAACGGGUUGGUGGUAACUGGGUGCAACCUAACCAAUACCUUGAACGGUGUAAGAAUCAAGUCAUGGCAAGCAUCUCCUGUCACCAUCUCUGCAAGAAAUAUUACCUUCGUCCACAUUAUAGUUGAAAAUGUUGCCAACCCGAUCAUCAUCGAUCAAAAGUACUGCCCCUUCAAAACUUCCUGCGAUGACUCUGAACCAUCGCGUGUUAAGCUUAGUGACAUCACGUUCAGCAACAUCAUGGGGACAUCGACUUCGCCUGUGGCAGUGAAUCUGCAGUGCAGUGCAGGGUUUCCUUGUGAAGGUAUCAAGCUUCAGAACAUUAACAUUACCUACAUAGGCGAUGAAGGGGCUACAACUUCUGCUUGUGCUCAUGUAAAUCCCUCCUACAGUGGCUUGCUAGUUCCUGUUCCUUGCGUCAUAAAAAGUUGACGGCCAAGCUUGUGAUUUUCAGCCCCUUGCAAAAGAUGCAAGAGCACAGUGAUCAGGAAAAUGGGAGUGGAAGUUUGUUUCUUUUUCCCCCUUAUCCCAUCAACCAACUAUUGGGUUUUUUUGUAUUAUUUUCUAAUUUUAAAUAUCACUCUUUUCAUGACAUAA
This is a messenger RNA of Nymphaea colorata (pocket water lily), 1440 nucleotides long. RefSeq names its product exopolygalacturonase-like. Gene Ontology annotation, biological process: carbohydrate metabolic process. The coding region runs from base 55 to 1275 and encodes 406 amino acids. Gene Ontology annotation, molecular function: polygalacturonase activity. The record is from RefSeq and is a predicted model, not a curated record. NCBI's taxonomy places the organism in Eukaryota, Viridiplantae, Streptophyta, Magnoliopsida, Nymphaeales, Nymphaeaceae. The transcript has 5 exons.